Triticum aestivum (bread wheat) is the source of this 2499-nucleotide messenger RNA. Its product is annotated as casein kinase 1-like protein HD16. NCBI's taxonomy places the organism in Eukaryota, Viridiplantae, Streptophyta, Magnoliopsida, Poales, Poaceae. Gene Ontology annotation, biological process: protein phosphorylation. The record is from RefSeq and is a predicted model, not a curated record. Gene Ontology annotation, molecular function: ATP binding; protein kinase activity. The transcript has 17 exons. The coding region runs from base 245 to 2365 and encodes 706 amino acids.
UGUUGUCUCCGUUCCACCCGACGCCAUUGCUUCUCCACAACUUCCAAGGCGCGCCGGUCAUGUCAUCCCCCUCUUUUGCCCCCUCGCCGCCGCCUGCUGCCGCUCCUGCUCCCUCCACGCCUCCAUCAAUGCCGCCCCUCCACCGCCCGCCACCCGGCGGCAGCUGCUGCUAUAUCCCACCCUACAGGCACCAUCCUCCGCCUCCCCGCUCAUCAAACCCUCUCUGCCGACCCGAUACGCUGCCAUGUCGGAGGCGGCCGCCAUUCUUCGGUCCAAGCGCGAUCCCGGCGACGGCCCCGCGCCGCCUGGAUCGGUUCCCGCCCGGCCCGACCUUGAUUUGAACAAGCAAACCGGCGACGAAGAGGGCGGCGGCGGAGCUGCCGAUCGCUCGAGAAGGGGCGGUGAAAGCGCCGCCGACGGAACGGCACAGUCUGCACAUGGCGAUGCCGCCACGACGCCGCUGCCUGGAAGGAUUGGCAAUGCGGCUCCACGUGGGAGGGGUGGAAGACGUGGUAGUGGCGCUGCCGAAGGAAGACGAAAGAGGUUCAGGGCUACUGAUGAUGUGCAUACCGAUGAGGAGCAGCUUCGCGAGCACCUCCCUGAAGCUGUCGCUGGACAGACUGCCGGUGCAGGCGACCAUGAUCUGAACAAGGAACCUGCCAACUUGAGAAUAGAUAACAGAGCUGCCGAUAGAUUUGCGAAUGAAGCCACGAUAACGCCACUGCCUGAGACAGCUUGUACUUGUUGUGGUGCUGACUUAAGUGAAAGCCCAGCCCCAACGCCUAGAGGAAAUGACCCCCCACAAGUUAACGUUGAAGAUCAAUCCACAGAAAUGGCGCUGGUGCCAGAGAGGGUUGAAGUAGGUAACUCCCCAAUAUAUAUAACCGGUAAGAAGUUGAGUGUCAAGGUCUAUGUUGGCAGACGAUUAGGUAUGCCCAGUGGAGGAUACAAGGGUCGGAAUGCAAUCGAGGUUGCCCUGAAAUUUGUGCAUCGGAGAAGCAGAGAAGGUAGCUGUGACCCCCCAUAUGAGUGGCAAGUCUAUCAGGCUCUCAGUGGUUGUAAUGGCAUACCAUCGGUACACUACAAGGGUUGCCAAGGAGACUACUACAUUCUUGUAAUGGAUCUGCUUGGUCCUAGCCUCUGGGAUGUUUGGCAUUCACCAGGACACGAGAUGUCAGUUCUAAAGGUUGCUUGUAUUGCCAUCGACGCCAUAUCAAUUCUUGAGAAGAUUCACUCCAAAGGCUUUAUACAUGGUGAUGUAAAACCUGAAAUUUUUUUGCUUGGUCAGCCUGGAUCUGCUCAAGAAAAGAAGCUUUUUCUCAUUAAUUUUGGUGUAGCAUCUAACUGGAAAUGGAAAAGAGGAUCAUCCAGUAUGCAUGUUCAGUAUGAUCAGAGGCCAGACAUAUUUAGCUUCUGUCCAGCCCCAUUCAAACAUUUUCUUGAGUUGGUUACUACUAUGAAAUUUGAUGAAGAGCCAAACUACCAAAAACUUGUUUCUCUCUUUGAUGAUUUGAUUGUCGGACCUGCUUCAAGACCCAUCAGGAUCGCUGGAGAUCUAGAGGUUGGACAUAAACGUGAAAGAAUUGCUGUAAAUCUUGAAGAAGAUGAACGGCCUAUGGAAAAAGUUCGGUUGGGGAGCCCAGCAACUCAAUGGAUUUCGAUUUAUAGUGCUAGGCGGAACAUGAAGCAGCGAUACCACUAUAAUAUAGCUGAUUCAAGGCUGCCUCAUCACAUACAAAAAGGUUACGAAGAUGGCGUGUUCAUUAGUUGUAUAGCUUCUUCAAAAAAUGUGUGGGCUCUCAUCAUGGAUGCCGGGACCGGCUUUUCUUCUCAAGUUUUCGAUCUUUCACAAAAUUUCCUACAGAAGGAUUGGAUUAUGGAGCAGUGGGAGAAGAACUUCUACAUAACAGCAAUAGCUGGAGCAACCAAUGGAAGCUCAUUGGUUGUGAUGUCCAAAGGGACCCCGUACACAAAGCAGUCAUACAAAGUCAGUGAAUCUUUUCCUUAUAAGUGGAUUACUAAAAAGUGGAAAGAAGGUUUUCAUGUAACAUGUAUGGGUACUGCUGGGAACCGUUGGGGUGUUGUCACGUCGAGGAACACGGACUACUCCUACCAGGCUGUUGAGUUAGAUUUUGUGUAUCCAAGUGAAGGAAUCCAUCAACGAUAUGGCGCCGGUUACAGAAUAACCUCAUGCGCAGCCACCCCUGACCAAGCGGCUUUUAUCAUGAGCAUAGCCAAGGAGUCCAAGACGAAACCAGUGGACGAAACUUUUCUGACUUGUGAUUUCCCCAGCAAGGCUACAAAGGAGCAAUGGGCGAAGGGCCUAUACAUCACCUUGAUCUGCCACGGGCGAACCGCGUGUUGACCGCCGCGUCGAGCCUCUAAGGCGAAUACACUCGAGUUCUAACGUUGGCCUUGGUGGGAUUUUUUUGGGCCUCUUGCAGUAGUAUCCUGCUUUUAUUGUAAAGAGAAAUUGGUUAUCUUUUCCUAUCAGGCUUU